UUUUUUAUUAGUGUGCAAGCGUACAGUCACUAAAGUGGUGAACUGACGGGCGGUGUAAAACGUUUUUCAUAUUUCAUUUGCGUUUUUUGUAAUAUACACUUGAAUCCCUUGUAUUAUCGGCCGCCAUAAAUACGCGCGUUAUAAUUAAUUUUACACAUUUUAGACAAUGUAAGCGAUUAACGUUACUUCCGUAGUAUACUGCUAGGUGCUAGAAUGUAAAUGAUCAGCAUGUGUCACCAGUUAUCAACAAAUUUAUAGUGAAACAGUGAAGAGUCGUCAUGUGAGGAAAGUUAUGACUAUUAGUUGGAAUACAACUUAAUUCGGUUGGUGUUUGUGUUGUGGACAAGUGUUAUUUAUUAUUUCUAGUGGAAGUGAUAAAUUCUGUCGCAAAAUGGCGGACCUCGAGGCUGUGCUGGCAGAUGUCAGCUACUUGAUGGCUAUGGAGAAGUCCAAAUGCACUCCAGCGGCGAGAGCUAGUAAAAAAAUUAUUUUACCAGAUCCAAGUGUACGGAGUGUUAUGCAUAAGUAUAUGGAGAAGAAGAAUGAAGUAAAUUUUGACAAAAUAUUCAAUCAAGUCUUAGGUUAUUUAUUAUUUAAGGAAUUCUGUGAACAGACGUCAGAAGAACCAGUGCCACAAUUAAAAUUUUAUGAAGAGAUAAAAUUAUAUGAAAAACAAGAAUGUCUAGAAGAAAGACGGAGGAUUGCGAGAGACAUAUAUGACAAUUUUAUUAUGAAAGAACUAUUAGCACAUUCACAUGAUUAUUCAAAGGAAUGUGUAGCACAUGUACAAAAAUAUUUAAUGAAGCACGAAGUGCCACCUAAUCUUUUUGAGCCAUACAUUGAAGAAAUAUUCCAACAUCUUCGAGGGGAGCCAUUUAAAAAUUUCUUAGAAAGUGACAAAUACACAAGGUUUUGCCAAUGGAAGAACUUAGAAUUAAACAUUCAGCUCACAAUGAACGACUUCAGCGUGCACCGCAUCAUUGGCCGUGGCGGUUUCGGAGAGGUUUACGGCUGUCGGAAGGCGGAUACGGGUAAAAUGUACGCGAUGAAGUGCCUGGACAAGAAGCGAAUCAAGAUGAAGCAGGGGGAAACUCUGGCGCUCAACGAACGCAUCAUGCUCUCUCUAGUCAGUACCGGGGUGGAUUGCCCGUUCAUAGUAUGCAUGACGUACGCGUUCCACACUCCCGACAAGCUCUGCUUUAUCCUGGACCUGAUGAAUGGUGGUGAUCUCCACUACCACCUUUCCCAGCACGGCGUCUUCAAUGAGGCCGAGAUGAAGUUCUACGCCGCGGAAGUUAUAUUAGGAUUGGAGCAUAUGCAUAAGCGUCACAUAGUGUACAGAGAUCUGAAGCCGGCGAACAUACUGCUAGACGAACACGGUCACGUGCGAAUAUCCGACCUCGGGCUCGCCUGCGACUUCUCCAAGAAGAAACCUCAUGCGAGCGUAGGCACCCACGGCUACAUGGCGCCAGAAGUUCUCUCCAAAGGGACGGGCUACGACUCAUCGGCCGACUGGUUCAGUUUCGGCUGCAUGCUGUACAAACUGCUCAAGGGUCACUCGCCCUUCCGCCAGCACAAAACCAAGGACAAGCACGAAAUCGACCGCAUGACACUCACCAUGAAUUACAAUGUAUUCCAGAACGUGGAGCUGCCCGAGUCGUUCAGCCCCAGCCUGAAGAGUCUGCUCGAGGGGCUGCUGCAGCGAGACAUCAACAAACGCCUCGGCUGCAAAGGCAGAGGUGCGAACGAAGUGAAAGAGCACGUUUUCUUCGCUGGCAUCGACUGGCAACAAGUGUACCACCAGAAGUACACGCCGCCGCUGAUCCCUCCCCGCGGGGAGGUCAACGCUGCUGAUGCCUUCGACAUCGGCAGCUUCGACGAGGAGGACACUAAGGGCAUCAAGUUGACAGAAGCGGAUCAGAUGCAGUACAAGGACUUCCCGCUUGUAAUAUCCGAGCGCUGGCAAUCGGAGGUGGCCGAGACUGUGUUCGAGACCAUCAACCAGGAGGCCGACAAAGUGGAGCAGAAGAAGAAGGCGAAGCAGAAACAGAAGUUUGAUGCUGAUGAGAAAGAGUCGGACUGCAUCCUGCACGGCUACAUCAAGAAGCUGGGCGGGCCGUUCGCGAGCGCGUGGCAGACGCGGUACGCGCGGCUGUACCCCAACCGCCUGGAGCUGCACCUGGAGCACAGCGCCAAGCCCGAGAUGAUCCUGCUGGACAGCGUGGACGACGUGUCCGACCUCGUGCCCGUCAAGGGCGAGCAGUGCGUCGUGCUGCGCACGCGCGCCGACGCCAAGAUCGUGCUCACCAACACUGACGAAAUCGGCCUCCGCGAAUGGGCGAUAUCUUUGCGUUCCGCGCACAAAUGCUCACAAGAGCUUCUGGCGUCCAUGGCCAAGAAGGCGGGCAAGAUCUACGGCACGGACGGCGCCAAGGAGGGCGGCGGUGCUCAGGCCGCGCCCGCGCCCAACGGCAACUAGCACGAGCUCCCCGCGCCCAACAAGGGCGCGAAGAUGUUCCGCCGCUCCAAGAGCGCCGCGCAACUCAUCAAGUGAACCCUCCCCCCCCCGGUGCCCGAAAGGCGAAAGGCAAAUAAAGCGGACACAAAAAUGUAACGAGAAUUGUUUCCAUCGAUAUCGGAGUCGUUCGGUAGUGCUAUGUUUUUUUUUUUCUAAAGAAAUGUGCGUCCGAUUCGAAGUGCUUCAGUUCUCGCGUAGACACUUCUUAAUACUUUAUUCAGUGAGUGUGGCAUUCGUUCUAUAUGUGAACUGAGUCGCGAGUGACGUGUAUAGUGUAGCUCAUGGUACAACAAGACCGGGUACAUCCUUUCCACUAAUAUUGAAAUAAAACAUCACUAAUAUAGCUUAAUGUAGCUGUUUAAUGAUAUGAAGUAUAUCAAAAAUCUAUUAAGUGGUUGAUGUAUUUACCUGACUAUUAAAAUAUCUUGUUGUGGCAUGGUAUAGUCAGAGAGUGUCCUAGGACCGAUCGCGUUUUGUCGUGCGCAUACAGCGAUAGGACCGAUCUAUGUAUAUUAGUGAUUCUCGAUUGUGGACAUGGUUUUAUAAUUGUUUGCACCGAUUGAAUUUUGUAAUUAUUAAUGUAAUCUGAAUGUCGUAUUUAACUCGUAGGAAGUAAUGUAAAUUUUAUGACUCUAUUGAGUAGAUAAGCAUAGUGACUACUUAUAUGUGUUUGUGCGAUAAACCAAUAUAUAAAAUAAAAAAAUUUAACCUGUGUCGAAAUUGGUAAAAAACAUUAGACUAUUUUGACGAGAAUUGAAUUGUUCGUUGUGCGUAUUAUAGAAGCUUCGACUUAAUCGAUUUAUAUUGUCAUUAGAAUUUCUAGCACCUGGGUUACACCGCAGAAUAUUGCACACAUGUUAUAUAUACAUUAGUUUUUGUUUUAUGUUGUCUCUGGUGGCUCUCUUGUGCAAUCGCAUAUAUUAAUAAUGAAAUAGUUCCUUUUUAUAAAGUUAUGGAACAAAUUAUAACAUUAUUUAUUUAUUAAAUGGUACUUAAUGAUAAGUUUCACUUUUUGUGUUCGAAACCAACUAUACGCAAUAACUCCGAUUGUUAUUUAUAAAAAAAAAAUAGAAACCAAUAUGAGUAGAAUCUAAUGAAUAUCUCUUUUCAUAUAAUAUUUAGAGGCAAUACUUUUCUAACAACAUUUAGGUGUGGUAAAUAAAUAUAACAAUAGAUGUAAAGGCAAUAUUUAGAGAAAUUUUAAAGCAUGUUUCAUGUCAGAAAAAUCAUGUCGAAUUUUUUAUUUGAAUAUUUAUUCCAUAGACAGUUUAUUGUGGCCUGGCCCGAAUGACAUUUUGUAUGUUGUGUAUGUUUUAUAUGUAAAGCAAUGCAACUUUAUUUGAAGGUAUGUAUGUAUUGUUUUAUGUCUGAUGCAGAUUUAGAUCUGUCAUUUCUGUAUAAAAUGUUCCAUUUGUUGCCAUAUUAUAACUUUACAGUUUUUAUAUAAUAUCAAUUGACUAUUUGUAUUGAUAAUAUUACUCAACUGGGCGUAAGCGUUCCACGUUGCAAGUCGGGAUAGGAAAGAACUAAGCAAUAAUAACUCAUGAUUGGAAUUAUAGUGACAGCUUAUGCUGUAGCAAGCAAUGUGAGAAUAUUUCUGUAAUAUACUUUAAUAUUUAGAUAUCUUGAGACCUUUCUCGUAGUAUAGUGCGGCGCAGUAGCUCUUAGAUAAAUGUAUAUAAUAUGGGAAUUGGGUGAUCACCAUAAGUAUGUGUAAUAAUGCCUAGAUUAGUGAAUGUAAAGGCAAAUAGCUUCUAUGACCGAAGUGAGGUAUUAAAUUUAAGUUAAAUAAAUUAUGUUAUAAUAUUAUAAAUAUUUAUUUACAGAUUUCUAGGUGUUAUGGUACAAAAUUAUUAUAUUCCUGGAUUUAUUGGUAUUCAAUCUUGUUUCUUUAACCGGUGUUUAGGAGCUUGUCAACAGAACAUAUUGACCUUCUAUCUUUGUCAUACAUUAUUUAGGCUGAACAACAAUUAUAUAAUAUAUUUACAGAUGGCACAGAUAGAAACAAAGGUCAAUAUCCACUGGGGAUUCGUAACUAGCACGUGGUUAUACUAUUAGAUGCUAGUCAAUUGAAUUAUACUGCAAUGGAGUCAUUGAUUUAAAGGAAUAAAAAUUUAAUGUAAUCGUUUGAGCAGUAUUAUAGGUUAGUUAUUUGUUUCUUGAUAAAAUCGUUCUGUCUAUUGUGAUAUAAUCUUGUAAAGAUUUUCUAGACGCGUUCGAACCGUUAGUGCGUUUCUCUAUUCGAGGGAACAAAAAUUUGCUUGUGUACUUAAUAUUGAUUUGCCUACUGAUAUUCCAAGUUUCUACUAAUUAUGUUCAUUAUAGAUACAUUAGACAAAAAAUAUUUUCAAUAAUAUAUCUGUAAUACAUUUAGGUAGGAGACUGCAUACUCUGUGAACAGAAUUACUGGAUUCGCAUUUUGAAAUGUUUUGUACGCGAACUUGACGGCCAAAGUAACAAAAAUGUUCAACAUUCCGGUAUGCCAAAUUAGCUUACUAUAGAAAAUAAUUAUAAUGCAUUUAAGAGGUUUUUAUUUAUUUACUUUAUAUCAAUUCACACAAAUAUAAUAAGCACAGUAAUGUAUUCAGGGUUUAUUUUAUAUUAAGAUGGCUUAAUAAUAGGCUAAAUUAUAGGAUCUAUGGGCACCAGGCUAGAUCUGCAUCAGACAAUGUUAUGUUACGUACCUCUGUUAGUGAAUAUUUUUAUUGUGAACCUACAUUAUGUGUAGUAAAUUGUUUAUUUAAUCAUU
Plodia interpunctella (Indianmeal moth) is the source of this 5267-nucleotide messenger RNA. It is a transcript of the gene Gprk1, whose product is annotated as G protein-coupled receptor kinase 1. Gene Ontology annotation, molecular function: G protein-coupled receptor binding; ATP binding; G protein-coupled receptor kinase activity. Gene Ontology annotation, biological process: G protein-coupled receptor signaling pathway; protein phosphorylation; regulation of signal transduction. NCBI's taxonomy places the organism in Eukaryota, Metazoa, Arthropoda, Insecta, Lepidoptera, Pyralidae. The transcript is spliced from 16 exons. The coding region runs from base 392 to 2479 and encodes 695 amino acids. The record is from RefSeq and is a predicted model, not a curated record.